UAAGUGCAGGAGGAUGGAGAGUGAGGAGGGAGGUUCAAAAGGAGGGAGGAGAGGCUGAAAAUAGAGGAACUGAACACCAAUUUGCGAGGAGGAGACUUUUUAGAGGCGAGUAAAAAAAAUAUACAGUCAGUAUAACGGCGCAGGGAGGGCGGAUGCUCAGAAACUCUCUUGCACUCUUACUUUCCUCUUCUGACUCCGUCUCCCCUGUUUUUACCGUCUGCACCGCUCAGAGCCGCCAAGAAGAUAAAACCCCGGUUUUUGACUCAGUCUGUGAGUAUAUAUUUCUUUAUUCAGGAAUAUGUAAAGUGGAUGUUAGCAAAGGAAGACAGAAGGAAUAAAAAACAAUGUUAUUUUUGGAUAUAUCAGAUAAUUCUGCGUUUUCAAACUGACAAAAUGUUGAGCUCAGGAUCCAAAUUUAUCCAUUUGGCUCAUAUGUAACUUUUUCUGCUUUUUUCUUGUUACAACUCUGUUGUAGAAAGUAAUGCUUUGCAAUUAACUGUACUUAUAUAAGUACAGUACCACUUUCAGCAACUUUUAUAAUUGGCUUGAAUAUUUCACAUUUCUACAAUUACUUGUAUUUUCUUCAAUUACUGGAGAUGUAUUUAAUACUACAUUACAUUUUUUUUUAAUCCAUAUUUUAGGAUUUCACAGGUAAAAGACAAUCAUGCACUGUUACUUCACCUCCAACUGAAAUUAUAAAAUAAUCACAGGGCCCAUUUUUAAGUAUGAUUGAUAUGUUUUUAUACUUUAUAUGAUACUUUAGUGUGGUUUGCUGAUAAUUUCUCUACUUUUAUUUGAGUUGGAUUUAGAUUUUUAGGUUAUUUUAGAUAUUUUCGGGUAUUCACCUUUAUUGAUGGAACAGUGAACGUGAAAUGGGGGAGAUGGCGGAGAAGACACGUAGCAAAGGCCAGGUUGGAAUUAAACCUGCAGAUGCUGCAGGAUGAUAUCUUUGAUUGUUAAUGUUGAAUUUGGUGCUGGAAGUUAAGUAUUUUUACAUUGUGGUAUUACCUCUUUGACUCAAGCCCAAAAUGUGAAUGCUUAUUUCGCCCCUGCCAACAUUAUAAAUUAUUAUUAUUCAUCCAUUACAUUGGUCUUCAGUGUUUUUUACCUGUAGUUUAAAGUGUUAAAGGUGAUUAAGAUUUAUAUGAAACGAUAGUAAGUUCUCCACCUUUUAAAUAUUUUUUUUAUGGUCAAACACUGUUAAGACUUCUUAACUUUAGUUUGAAUUUUUGUUUAUAUUCCAAAUUUCACAAACUUUCACAUACUGAAUCUGGGCUAACUGUGUUUUACUUGAGGAACAGGACAUCCAGGACAAGAUGCAGCCAAAAAUACUUUUUUUACUGAACAGGCACACAUAUGACUCUAUCCUACAGUUUGGCCCUCAACACCUCAGAGUUGCAAAAGCUCUGUCUCUGUGUUAAAUGAAUGUCAUAGCAUGUCAUAAUUAAUUGCAUAUCUGCAUCUGGAUGUCCUUCAGUAAAAGAUAUAAUGUGGACCCUCUUGUAACAUACAGGAAAUGUAUUUAUGGCUGUAAUUAUGGUGAUUGAAGGGCAGUGCUGUACAUCCAGGAUGAAGAGCCAGCCUUUACCAUCUGCUCCAGCAGAGAGCAGGUCUGACCACACAGAGAGGGGAGGGGGUUCCUGUACAGUGUGAACAGCAGCAGCAGGUUCACUCCAGCCUGAUGCUGAUUAGAAGCUGCUCUGUGCAGCUCAGCUCUGUGUAACUUCACACUGUGUUAUCAGUUCAACAGGUUUUAAUUGUCACCAGACAAAAGGUUCAGUUUUCUGUGUUAAAGCUCGACUUCACACUGGAGAGACUCCUGGAAGAGAUGUAAUACAAGGUUGGGAAGUUUAUUCAGUCCGUCGUCCUGUGAGUAAAUGCAGGUUCUCCUGGAGGCAGAAAUAUCUUCAUAAGGUCUGUGCUGCUGUGGGAGGUGUACGGCAGCUGCUGCUGCCCACUGUAAAUAUAGAGGCCGUGGCCACAGGGCUCCCACGCCUCUGUGCUCCCUCUGCAAUAUGGCAUCCUCCUGGCUUUGGUGUGGUGGCUGGGUGGCCUCCCUCCUCUUUUCAAAUUAUAAGGCCUUCAGCACCAACCUUACUGUCUCCACCCCAAAUAAGUAAUGGCUACUCUGCAGCCUGCUUAAAUAGAUCUGGUGCAAGAGAGACAGACGGCGGCAGAAAACCUGGAAAAACCUAAUUCAAGAUGGAGACUGGAGUUUGAGAGGGUAAAAGGGUUUUGUUAUGUGUUUGCUGCAGGAGAGGGAGCAAACACGAUGAGUACAACGUUUCUGCUAGACAAAGGAAGCUCAGUCUUUGACUUCAGGCCUCUUAAAAAGUUUUAAUUUAAAACAUCUGAAAUAGGAAAAAUGCUUUUAGUUCAAGUGAUUAUGUGAAAUUCCAAGAAAUCCAAAACUUGUCAUUUGUACUCUUCUCUUUGUGUAUUGAUUUAAUGUUGGUUAAAAUGUAGAAUUACUGUUAGGCAGGUUUAGCUACAUUGGAUCAGGCUAACGUUUUUUUUCAUUAUUUCCAGUUUUAUUGCUAAGCUAGUUACCACCUGACUCCAUCUUCAUUAUUAAUGAACAGAAUCUUCUCGUCUGAGAUCUCUUCACAAGGAAGAGGAUAAACCUGCUUACAUACAUGACCUCUGGAUAAUAUCUGCCGUUCUCCCGAUGGUCUGUAUGGGAAAAUACAGUUAUACAGACUUUGUCUGAAGUUUCUCUUGCCAGCCCCCCUGAACGAGGUCAUGUGAGUGAACAAGGGGAAAUUAAAAAUAUCUCAGGAUGAGAAAGUAGUGCCAUACAUGUAGAAAGAUAUCAAGAGAGCUUUUGGUAAUAAGGACUGGUACCGGUGUCUGUAAACACGUGUUCUCUGCAGCUGAAUUUAUACUUUACCCCCUGGCUCCUGUGUGCUGAAGGCUCUGGAGAGUUCUCUGUUGUGAGCUUGUCUGACCAAUGUCCUGCUGUGUUCUUUGUAUGUGAAAGGCAAACUCCAGAGAAUAUCCAGGCCCGAUUGUGGAUAUUCCCAAAUUGAAUUUUUGUAAGGUGCAUCAAGCCAUUUUAUCUGUGGGUCCUCAGGUUUAAACUUACUUCCUCCUCUGACUCUAGGUUAAAUAGCAUUCUGUUGUUGUUGCAGGACUCAAUAAGAAAAGAUGACGUCUCACUUGGUCACUUGUGUGACCCUGCUCUCUCUGUGGUGCAGCGUGUGUCACUCCACUCCCAUGUUCUACAAUAUGUCAGACGGCAGCGGCGACGAAGCAGAGCUGGAGCUGCUCUUCCCCACCUCUUUCUCCACCCGAGCUCCUGUCCACGUCACCACCGCCACUGGAGCUCCCACCAUCACCAACAGCAUCACCACCACCAUGAUCCGCCUCAAGGACUUUGUGCUGACCCGAGUCGUGGACUUCCUGCAGGAGAAUCUGCUCAUUAUCAUCGUGGUGACCUCUCUCCUCAUCGUCAUGGUCUUCAUCAUCUGCUGCGCCACUGCGAUGAGUCACAAGCGAAAGCUGGAGACCUACAAGCCGCCUGCUAAUACACCCAGGAAGUACAUGGCGGAUAAAACUACCAGCAAGAAUUCAGGCGAGCUCCAGGAGAGGCCCUACGCCGUCGACCACGUCAAGAGGGUGCAGACUCAGAGCAUGGCCUCCCCAAAGAACCUGCGCACUCCCUCCAAGGCUCUGGUGGGAGAGAGAGGGAGAGACGUCCGGUCGUCACCUCGCCAGGAGGUCAGAAAGGUCAGGGAGGUCGAGGAGGUGGAAAAACGGAGAGAGGAGCCCAAGCACAAAGAGCAGUCCAAGUACAAGGAGGAGGUGCAGCAGAGUUCCAGCCCCAGCACCAGCUCCAGUCCGCCUGCGUGCACCUGCCAUCUGAAAAAGAGCCAUCACUAAGCCAGGGUCCAGGCUUCUCAUUACCUAAAGGUGAAAGGUGACAAAUGAAGACCAGUUGGUUAAUCCACACACAAAGGCAGAAUGUGCCAAAAAGGUUUCGAUCAUUACCUACAUGGGGAGAUAUAUUUAAAUGAGGCUAAUGUCUCAAUGAAAAAAUCAUCCAUCUUUAUAAAAUGUAAUAAAAAAUCAUAUUUAUAGAAAUAUUAAGUACUACCUAAAAAAGAAAACUACAGAGCAGAAGAUAUGUGACCUCUUGUAUAUCUCUAAGUUUCUGAUUAAAUGGUCAACAACUGAUAACAGGAGACGUGAACAACGGUUAUUGAUCAUGAGUGUCUGUGGUGGGAAAAUGGAUGCAACUGUCACAAGUGCUGAUUCUCAUGUGAGAAUUUUCUCCAGAAAGUCUCCUGCUGCUUUACCCAGAUAAACAUCUGUGGAAGAAUCCAGGGAAGAAAGAGCCCAGAGUGAAGGGAGGAGCUGUGGCAAAUAUAAAAUAUGUAAACAUCUAAGGGCAUUCAAACUUUCCUUUACAGUGUCAGUCAGUGACGUCAAUUCUCAAUAUUGUGCUAUUUAAGUUGCAUCCCUUUAUCAAAAGUAUUUUAUGGAUUAAAACAGGCAGAAAGAAAGUUAGUUUGAAAUUUAAAAAAAGAGCAGAUUCAAUUUGCUUGUGUUCCCAAAUAGAAAUAUUAGAAUUGAAAGUAUUCACAUAAGGCUCAUUUCUCCGGUGGCCUGCUGAGACAGAGGCGUCUCCUCAACCUGCUGCAAAACACAACCUCUAUCCAGCAGCUAAGAGCCUGAUCAUCUGUCUCUUCGACAAAACUCUUUUGGUACUGUAAACAAAGCAAAGUGAGACAGCAGUACACUUGACUUGUAAGAAAUUAUUCUCUUUAUAUAUACAUUCAUAUUUACCUACUUUUGUCUUCAUUGCGUUAUUUUAUGUGAUAUUGUUUUUUAUUUACUUUUAGAACCGAUUUCUCAAAGCUUUAUACCGAAAACACAAUUUGAAAUUCAGGUGCUGAACUAAAAGAAAAAUGAUAAACAUCUUGUAUCCAUCUAUACACAUAUUUAUUUUGCUGAUCAUUUAAAUCUAGAUCAAUUUGGCAUCUACAUUUAGAUCAGGCUGUUAUUGGUAAACAGACUUUAUGAGUAAGGGUUUAACUUUUUUUAAUAAGUAAUACUUAUGUACAAAAUAAAUUAUGUUAUUUUAUUUUUAAUGUGAUCAUAUGUUAGCCUGUUUUGUUGGUGUGUUUUCAGGUUCAACUUUAACCUAAAGUGGCAACAAAAACAUCUAAAGCAUUUAAGUGUAAUUGUCAUUUGACUUUAUUAGAGUAAAACCUCAGAUUGCAAUGGAGAAGAUAAUUUAGAAAAACUCUCCUCAAUUUCCUGUGACUGAAAUUAAUUUUUUUGAGAAUACGCGUUGAUGAAAAACAGUUUGUGUGAUUAAUGGCCCAGAGUGAAGAGUCUGGUCAUGAUUUUAUAUUUUAUUCCUCUGAACCUCAGAUUCGAUUUUUUUCCUCAGAUGUUUCCAGACAUGCUUCCUUUGUAAGUGACAGUUUUAUUGUUUACAAAAUGACUGUUGUGUUUUGCUUAUGUUUAAUAAAGUGUUUGUAACAGUGUUUCUGUUUUUAUUACCUCCACCAAGGAGGUUCUCUUUUCACCAUGAAGUCUGGUGGAAGGAUGUGGUGUGGAUCAGGGAAGAACCCAUUACAUUUAAGCUCAAAUCUGGAUCAAGGGACACGUCCAGGAAUAUCUUGUCUCUUUCUGUAACACUGAGAGAAUGUUUUCACAUUUUUUAUUGUGGUCCCAGAGAAGAAUUAAUGGAUCUGGACCAAAAAGCUUUUAAGGACUGAUAUCUUUGGCUUUGUGCUAUUGGUGCAGCUUGAUUGGAUUUAAAAGGACUGUUGGGCAUUGUCUGAGGUGCUGUUGUGGUUGGGAAUGUAGCUGAAGACAUUUUAAAAGCUGUGAUGCCAUGAUGAAACUCAAAUACAGCCUUGAAAAAUAAA
Platichthys flesus (European flounder) is the source of this 5882-nucleotide messenger RNA. RefSeq names its product transmembrane protein 119a (gene tmem119a). The record is from RefSeq and is a predicted model, not a curated record. Gene Ontology annotation, cellular component: plasma membrane. The coding region runs from base 3148 to 3882 and encodes 244 amino acids. The transcript has a single exon. Gene Ontology annotation, biological process: positive regulation of osteoblast differentiation; ossification; positive regulation of osteoblast proliferation. NCBI's taxonomy places the organism in Eukaryota, Metazoa, Chordata, Actinopteri, Pleuronectiformes, Pleuronectidae.